Messenger RNA from Penicillium oxalicum, 438 nucleotides. RefSeq lists its product as uncharacterized. Gene Ontology annotation, molecular function: calcium ion binding. Gene Ontology annotation, cellular component: myosin II complex. Bases 1 to 438 code for a protein of 145 amino acids. Gene Ontology annotation, biological process: mitotic actomyosin contractile ring assembly. The transcript is spliced from 3 exons. The record is from RefSeq and is a predicted model, not a curated record. Lineage: Eukaryota; Fungi; Ascomycota; Eurotiomycetes; Eurotiales; Aspergillaceae.
AUGGCUAAUAAGCACGACCAGGCUUCGACCAACUACAAGGAGGCGUUUUCGCUGUUCGAUCGCCGCGGCACGGGUCGCGUUUCGGGAGAAUUGUUGGGAGACUUGUUGCGCGCCUGCGGUCAAAAUCCCACGUUGGCCGAGAUUAGUGAUCUGGAGAAGACGGUCGGUGAUGAGUUUGACUUUGACUCGUUCCUGAAGGUGCUCAACCGCCCCGGUGGUUUCCGUGAGCCUGGUGAGCCGGAGGAGUAUUGUCGGGGAUUCCAGGUCUUUGACAAGGACAUGACGGGAUUUAUUGGUGUGGGACAGUUGCGCUACAUCCUGACCAACCUGGGCGAAAAAAUGUCCGAUGAAGAGGUCGAUGAGCUCCUCAAGGCCGUCGACACCAGCUCUGGCGAGAUCAACUACACCGACCUUGUCCGCACCAUUCUGGCCAACUGA